Molecule: messenger RNA, 2487 nt
Organism: Rhinichthys klamathensis goyatoka
Lineage: Eukaryota; Metazoa; Chordata; Actinopteri; Cypriniformes; Leuciscidae
Gene: arfgap1
Product: ADP-ribosylation factor GTPase activating protein 1
Exons: 14
Coding region: 236-1459 (407 amino acids)
Biological process (GO): regulation of ARF protein signal transduction; regulation of endocytosis
Cellular component (GO): Golgi membrane
Molecular function (GO): GTPase activator activity
Source: RefSeq, a predicted model, not a curated record
GCAGGCGUGACGUAGCGCGGAUGUCCCAGAAUGCCGCUGUCUGCCAGCGCAACAGUGAUCAAUGGUCAGGCUUGUCGGAUAAACCGGUGAUUAAACGCGGUAAAUGCCACAGAUCAGCGGGUGAUCGAAGCUGGACAUCGCUUCACGUGACAGUUCAUGAGUAAAUGAGAUCUACUUAGAGAAAUCAUCUUCAUCUUCAUCAUCUUCAGAGCUGAAGACAAACCCAGCAGGGCAAAUGGCCAGUCCCAGAACCAAACGUGUGCUGAAGGAGGUGCGGACCGAAGACGAGAACAAUGUGUGUUUCGAGUGUGGAGCGUUUAACCCGCAGUGGGUCAGCGUGACGUACGGGAUCUGGAUCUGUCUGGAGUGUUCUGGGAGACACAGAGGCCUCGGCGUCCACCUCAGCUUUGUUCGAUCUGUUUCGAUGGACAAGUGGAAGGACAUCGAGCUGGAGAAGAUGAAGAUGGGAGGGAACAGGAAGUUCCGCAUGUUCCUGGAGCUGCAGGACGACUACGAGCCCGGCUGGAGCUUACAGGAGAAGUACAACAGUAAAGCGGCUGCGCUCUUCAGAGACAAGGUGGUGACUCUGGCUGAAGGGAAGGAGUGGAGCAUCGAGGACUCGUCUGCGAGGAACUGGACGCCUCCACAAGCCAAGAGUGGCCUGAGCGCUUCACACCGGUCCAGUGCCGCUGCGGGUCAGAAUCACUCUCACUCUGAUAAAGCCUUCGAGGACUGGCUGUCUGAUGAUGUCAACUCUUACCAGAAUGCCGGAGCGUCCGGCGCGCAGGAGAAUCGAUAUGUGGGCUUCGGAAACACUCCCAUCCCGCCCAAGAAAGAUGAAGACUUCCUCAAUAACACCAUGUCCUCUCUCUACUCGGGCUGGAGCAGUUUCACUGUCGGAGCCAGCAAGUUUGCGUCUGUCGCUAAAGAUAGUACCACAAAACUGGCCAGUCAAGCAACUCUGAAGUUACGGGGUUAUAAACCACCGCCUGAGCCGGCUACUGAAUUGGGCCAGACGUUGAAUGACAGUGUUAUCAAGCCCACACAAGAGAAGGUGAAGGAGGGGAAGUUGUUUGAUGAAAUGGCCGUCGGCAUCACAGGUCUGGCCACUAAGGUUCAGGGUGCAGGUGCUAAAGGCUGGAAGGAUAUGACAUCGUUCUUCGGUGGGAAACAAGACGACGCUGAGGAUGGUUCUGCUUAUGAAGAAGGUUAUCAGAACCAGGAUCCCUUCGGCACUCAAGCUCCUAAGAAGGACUUCUGGGAAACUUUCGGGAGUACCGUGUCUCCCAGCGAUUCUGCGGAGAAGACCUGGAGCAUGGAGGCUCACGCCGACAAUAAGAACAGUGCCGGAGAGAGCUGGGAGACCUGGGACAACGACUGGGAGAAAGCUGGAGACGCCAAGAACAAGAAGAGCCCGUCGAAACCCAACGAGGACUCCUGGGACAACAGCGGCUGGUAGACCGGCUCACACCGGCCCAAACACACCUCUGGCGCUCGUCUCGCUCGUCGCCGUUCGUUUAAUGUUGAGAAUGAGUUUAUUAAAGGUCUUUCUGAGCCUUUCUCUGUCCAUGAUGGAGAUGUUUGAUAUUCCAGUAUCAUGUUUCAUGUCGACACCAGCAGAGAUCUGCAUGUCAUCUGCUGUUUGUGGUCUGUGGAUCAUAAACCUUCUGAUAAUGUGAGCGGAUCGCAGUGGCUUUCCUUCGUCAUGACUGACUCCGUUUGUCUGUUUGUUCAUCAAUUUUUGUUUUAUACGUAUAUGACAGAUUCCUAUUAAAAAAAAGCAUUUUUAUCAGCAGAAUCAUUCAGUCGUCAUAAAUCAUCCUGUGUAUUACGCAUUCAUGUUUACAUUGUCAUCCUGUUUAUUAUGUAAUCAUGACAAUAACCGAACGUUUGUCAGUAAAAGCACGAAACGUUUAGUUAAUAUCCUUCAGUUCGACAUCCAUCAUCACCUCAUGGCCUUUUGUGGAAAUCGCUGGUAUUUUUAAAGAUAUUUUGGGCGUUUAUAAUCAUGCUAUGUAUUUUGUUUGUUCGUUUGUUUCCCUCUUCUGUAUUGGCCUCCACGUGUUGUUCAUAUCGUCAUUCCAGAUGUGAAAUGUGUUUGACAUGCAAGAACAAAUGAUAUCACAAGGUUUCAUGUAAAACUCAAGGCAUGGACAUCAAACAUUAUUUAUUUCCCUUUUAUUUGUGAUUUCGGCUGAACGGGAUGUUUGUCUUUACCUCGGUAAUAAGGUGGUUGUUUACUGUGUUAUUGUCAAGGUCACCCUGACUCUCUCUAUGAUAUUGAACAUUUCUAUUAUCCACCCGAACAUCACGUGUUCAAUGAUCCGCUGAUUUGAUAUCUUCUUCUGUGUGGGUGUACCGGACGGGUACGUCUGUGAAACACCGUAUGUUUGAACUGUAACAACACCUGCUGUGUCUGGGGAACACGGGCGAGCUACACUAUAUUCUGCUAGUUAAAUGGUAUAGUUAAUAAAGCGUUAAACACCA